AUGGCUGCCGCCGAACCCACCCCUACCCCCUUCCCUCACUUCUCCGACAUCGUCCUUGCCUCCGAUCGUGCACAGCUCGCAGGUCUCUCACACACCGAGGUGCAAUCUUGGACAAAAUCCCGAUCUGAGCAUUACCGCCGCCUUGCGCUGGGCCUGCCCGGCAUCCGUAACUUCGUCGACCCCAUAGAUCACGUCCUCCCCACCGAGACAAAAUCCCGAUCUAAGCAUUACAACCGCCUCGCGUUGGGCCUUCUCAGCAUCUGCAACUCCGUCUCCCUCAUAAAUCGCAUCCUCCCAACCGAGAUGCUCUCCGAAAUCUUCGCACACUGCUGGACAAAGAAACACAGCAGGAACAUUCGCGUCACCCGUGUUUGUCGCCUCUGGCGUGAGAUUACACACAAGAGUCCUCACUUCUGGGCCGCCGCCGUCUCAUCCGAUACGAUGUUCAACUUCGAAGGAUGGGAAGGGUGGACGACGGAAGCACUCGAAGCGCGUCAGACCCAUCUUGUGACAAGUAUUUCCCGCACCGGGACCAUGGCACUACACCUUGUUAUGCGCGGAUUCCCUGCCUUUGUUACCGGAGCUCUAGUACCCCACGUUGCGCAGCUGGUGGAACUUGAUAUCGCCCUCCGGAAUCUCGAACAACUCUCCGCCUUCCAUAGGUUUCUUUGCAUAGAGUUGCCGAACCUCACCUCUCUCCGCAUAGGACCAGGCUCUCUUCCCAACAAGCGCGCUCUUUGUUCGGAGAAAGAAUUGGCGGCCACGUUUUACCCCAUCGAUAUACGAUCUCUCACUACCACGCCUCGUCUACGGACCCUACACCGCGUCCCCAUGGACCUUCUUCCAUUCUUGGUCCGCCCAACCCUGCAGUCCAUUUACGUCACUCCACCGAUGUUCACCCUCAGAGAUAUUGGUCUACGAAAGCUCCAGGACGCGUUUUCCACCUGUCCAGCCCUCUUGAAUCUCACAAUUUCCAUAUCAGAAAACAGCCGCAUUCAAUGGGUGCACAAUGUGAACAACAUGGCCACGCCGUCUGAGACCCUACCACUUCCCCCACGCCUCCAAAACCUAACCGUCCAUGCACAAGAAGGGGUGAUGGCCCACUAUCUUAACGCACUCGCGUCCAACCCUUAUGCUUCCGUCGAGCUCCGUAUUCCCCAUGCAUUUAUGUUCGACGACCGCGGUAGCAUGCUCCCCGAUCGGGAUAUUCUCGACUUCAGCCCCCCAGUCACCACCGUCUUCAUACAAGAACACCUGCGAGAGGAAGUAGGGACGCUCGAGGCGACCGCCGAGUUUUACGAUGACUUCAACAAACGCGUUCUCCGCACUGUCUUCGUGUACACGCGCAAGUACCCUGGCAUGUCCCCGGAAUACCACCGGCUCUUCGAAAGGUCCUCCAGGUCCACACACAACAUCACCCAUUUGACCAUACGCACCCUCCAUCCUAUGAAAGUCGACAUCUUCAACUCCCUCCCACACCUAACUUUUCUCGACCUCAGAGGGCUGAGCAUCGGCGACACGCUGUCCCGCUUGUCAGGCCCUGUGGUGUCUGCAUCCACCUCGAAGCUCGAUACAAUGUUUGUCACCUUCGACCGCGUGCCAGAGGGGCUGCCCAUGCGAUCCCCAGACGAGACCACGGUGCGGAUGUGGGACGCGCGGUCCGCAGUCCGCGCGCUGACCGCAAUGCUCGCGAAGCGGGCCGAGCACGGUCGCGCGCGCCGGCUGUCCCGGCUGGUGUGGGGCGUGCGCCCGCGGACGGCGGUGGAGGUGUGGACGGAGAUGGGGCGGUUGUGCGUCGAUCAUUGGUUUUUGCCCAACAUCGACAAGGAGGUCCGCGGCUGGUCGUACCCAAGAGAUAAGGAGCUGGAGGAGGGCGCGGUCAGUAAAUUUGAAUUGAACCGCUUGCGGAAGCUGGUGGAUGGUUCGGUCGAGCGCAGGAACUAUGGAUAG
Molecule: messenger RNA, 1950 nt
Organism: Epithele typhae
Lineage: Eukaryota; Fungi; Basidiomycota; Agaricomycetes; Polyporales; Epitheliaceae
Exons: 1
Coding region: 1-1950 (649 amino acids)
Molecular function (GO): protein binding
Source: RefSeq, a predicted model, not a curated record